AUGCGCUCCCUUACUUUCGUUUUCAUCGCAACUCUCUCUUUCGUGAUCAACAUCCAAGCCUCUCCUUUACCUGUUGGAGACAAGUUGUUGGGUGGUUUGUCUGAUCCUCUCAAUAAGGCGCAACACGCUGUAGAGUCAGCUCUUAUUUCAACUCCUGCUGGUAAAGCUCCUUUGGCUGGUUUACGUGUUGCCCAAGACAACCUCGAGAGAGGCAGUGGUGUACACGCUCUUGGUGGCAAUAAGGCCAAACUUGGUGAAACGGUUGGUGUAGGCGAACCUACUGCAGUUAGCGACAAAUUCGCAUCCGCCGCAAAAACAGGUGGUCAAACAACAACAGGAACCGUUGGCGAAUCCGUUAAAAACAGUGAUGAGCGCACUUAA
Molecule: messenger RNA, 381 nt
Organism: Lichtheimia ornata
Lineage: Eukaryota; Fungi; Mucoromycota; Mucoromycetes; Mucorales; Lichtheimiaceae
Exons: 1
Coding region: 1-381 (126 amino acids)
Source: RefSeq, a predicted model, not a curated record